Molecule: messenger RNA, 255 nt
Organism: Cervus elaphus (red deer)
Lineage: Eukaryota; Metazoa; Chordata; Mammalia; Artiodactyla; Cervidae
Gene: SPINK9
Product: serine peptidase inhibitor Kazal type 9
Exons: 4
Coding region: 1-255 (84 amino acids)
Molecular function (GO): protein binding
Source: RefSeq, a predicted model, not a curated record
AUGAGAACAACAGCCUUUGUCCUGCUCUCAGCCCUGGUGCUUGCAACUAUCCUCAAUGUAGAAUGUGUCAAACACCAUGAACAGAUUGACUGUAGUAAAUAUAAAAAGUUACCAUCAGAAGAAAGAUUUUGUUAUGACAUAUAUGCACCAAUUUGUGGAUCUGAUGGCAAAACUUACAGCAAUGAUUGCUACUUUUGUUAUGAAGUUGAGAAAACUAACAACAAACUUAAAUUUGUACACUUUGGAAAAUGUUGA